CGGGUAUCUCACAGCCUCCACAGGAACAACCACACUAGUCCCUGGACGAAGGAGGGACAGGACGUCUGGACGGUCACAAUGAAGGACCAUUUCCUUCGGCUGUUGCUGCUAGUUCCAGCUGUACAGACCUUCCAAUCCCCGGGAAGAGCGUAUCACAGGAUCAAUUUAAACAGAAACUGGGCUGAAGCCCGGGAUCACUGCCGCAGUCACUACAGUGAUCUCGUCAGCAUCCGAAGCCCAGAGGAGAAGAGUCUCAUUGACCCCCUGUUUGUUGGAAGUCAAUGGGUCUGGAUCGGGCUGUACAAUAAUGACCAGACUGAGACCGGAUGGAAAUGGUCAAAUGGAGACAACGUCAAUUAUACAGACUGGGGAGGAGAGGACCCGAAUGGAUACACGUCCGGAUCAGUCUGUGUCCGGAUGUACAAUAGCGAAGCUACUGCUCGUUUUUGGAUUGAUGAUCCAUGCCAUUACAAUCUGCCUUUCAUCUGUUACACAGAGAGAAAGACACCAACAACAGCUCCGUCCACUGCAGCUACUGAAACCACCCCAUACACAGCCGGCAGAGACACCUUCACCCCAUCACAGAGCCCAGCAACCGAGCCCACCUCCCGCUCAGAGCCAGAUCCACCUGCCCUUCCCCAGAGCACGGAGUCUCCUCCUCCACCUUCCAGCUUCCCUCCUCCCAACAUACCAGGACCUACAGCGACUCCCGAGAACAUAUUUACCGGGACCUCCAGAGUGACAGAGAGAAAGACACCAACAACAGCUCCGUCCACUGCAGCUACUGAAACCACCCCAUACACAGCCGGCAGAGACACCUUCACCCCAUCACAGAGCCCAGCAACCGAGCCCACCUCCCGCUCAGAGCCAGAUCCACCUGCCCUUCCCCAGAGCACGGAGUCUCCUCCUCCACCUUCCAGCUUCCCUCCUCCCAACAUACCAGGACCUACAGCGACUCCGAGAACAUAUUUACCGGGACCUCCAGAGUGA
Molecule: messenger RNA, 990 nt
Organism: Callorhinchus milii (elephant shark)
Lineage: Eukaryota; Metazoa; Chordata; Chondrichthyes; Chimaeriformes; Callorhinchidae
Product: extensin-like
Exons: 7
Coding region: 79-990 (303 amino acids)
Source: RefSeq, a predicted model, not a curated record